AAGGAUCUUAUGGUAUGGCUUGUUCAGAAGUGCGUUCACCGAUUUUCAAUUUUAUCAAAUGAUCCUGCUUUCUCCUACAAAGACAGCAAUGUGAAUGCAAAGGCGAUUUGGACCACGGAAAUGUUGGGCCUUAAUAAUUACGAAAACCUCCCAGAAAUUACCCCAACUACCCCAAACAGCUACUCCAAAAUACCCCAGACCAUCCCAAAAUACCUCUAAUGGCAGCAAAAUACUCCAAGCAACACCAAACUACCCCAGAACACCAGAAACUCCCUCUACGGCCACAAGAUGACACUGUUGUGCAUGAAAUUUAGCCAUCCUUCGACCAGUUUUAUCUCAUUUUAUCAAAUAAAAUGCCUUAAUCAAAUAUAUGCAAUUGAUUCUCCAUCGUAGUGGCCCUUUGGUCUCCUUUUCUUGAAAAUCAGCUCCUGGCAGAGAGCGCAGAAGUGCUGCCCCGCUCCUCUGAACUAAAAAUACAUCAUGUUUUUGCCUCGUAGUAGUAACUGAAACAUGGAUACUGGCUGUAGGACUAUAACUCGCACAUGUGGCCUAAUAUAAUAGUAUUUAUUGCAGUUAAAUUAUACAUCAAAUAUGAAUUUUGUCUCAUAUAUGAUUUCUUUCAGCAUCUUGAGAGAAUGGGAAAGCGUGGUUAGGGACUGUGCAAACAUGCUGUCUUUGUCAACGACAUAAAAGCUGACAGUAGGCUAUUUUAACCACAUAAAAUAUGCAUCCAAGACGAACUGAAAUCUUAUCAGAUUCAUGUUGGACCGUUUUUCACAGCUUUCCGUUUCCUUAAAACUGGUCAAACUGAUGUUCUUUGGACAUUUUGCAGGAAAAAUGCACUGUUUUAGAGUUAUUGCUAUUUUCUCCACGGUCCCUACAAGUCCUUGCUCUGAGAGCAGAAAUGGAAGAGAGAACCUUUGCCCAUUUAGAAAUGGAAGAGAAAACCUUUAAACCAAUCAGAAAUGGAAGAGAAAACCUUUAAACCAAUAAGAAAUGGAAGAGAGAACCUUUGCCCACCCAGAAACGGAAGAGAAACCCUUUAAACCAAUCAGAAAUGGAAGAGAGAACCUUUGCCCACCCAGAAACGGAAGAGAAAACCUUUAAACCAAUCAGAAAUGGAAGAGAGAACCUUUGCCCACCCAGAAACGGAAGAGAAAACCUUUAAACCAAUCAGAAAUGGAAGAGAGAACCUUUGCCGAUGUCAACUAGAUUAGACUUAUUACUGAUGCAUUCAUUCUAUUUAUUUAUGACAUUCUUCUGGUAAUUCUACUAGGGCAACAAGUCGGCCUAAUGACAAAAGAGAAGCUGCAAGUUGGCUAACGAAUAGCCUAUAAAAUGUCUGAAGUUGUAGGCAGAAAAUGUUCUAAAAUAGAGGUGGAAGUAGCCUGAGUAGACAGAGAUGACCUCCUGGGACCGUGACAGCAGUGGAAUCAACCAAUCACUUCAGUCUACACUAUGCCUUAAUGACAAUCGUCAAAUGUCAUAACCCUUUUGGUGUUUUAAGAUGAAUGGCGGGUGCACACUGCACUGUUUAGAAACUGUAUUAAACAUGUGCAGGGAGCCUACUUUUUUAAGUGAUUUGUUUAACAAUCAGAUAAAAACAUCAUGCCUGGUUGUUUUAAUAUCACAUUAAAAAAGGUAAUAGCCAAAAAUGUUUACAGAUUUAACUUAAAUGACAUGUCUUUAGUAUUAUUAAAAGAAAAUGGUGUGCACUCAUAGGAGGUCCUGCACCCCCUUUCGUUCCGCUGUCCCUGGCUCCUGAAUGUGUAAUUAGCUCCAUGACUACAGCCCUGCACGGCGCUUUCUAUAGUAGGGAGCUAGGUUUUUUAUUUCCUACAGCAUAACUUUUAGCCAGCGUGAGCACAAGCCGGUUUAUCAAGUGUUCUUGGGCAUAAACUAUGUGUUGAAAUGUAGAAAAUGUAACCGACAGAGCAUAAUUUAUAUGCUGAGCAGCAUAAACCUCUUAAAGAUGCACUAUACUGAUAUCGCUCCGCCAUUUCCUGGUUGCUAAAAUUCGAAUAGUUCGCCUAAUUUAAGUUUGUGACAAGUGUAGUGUAGAGAAUCAUUGUACAAUCUAACCCGCUGUGACAUAUCUUUUCAAUAACCAAAAAUAUAAUAUUUUCAGCUGUUUUGAAGCUGGUGUAUAAAACCAAAAGUAAAAGAUGCAAAAACGAAACUUCAUAACAGGAAGCAUAGAAAUAGCACACAUAGAACAGAUCUACCGUUUCUUAGACUUCCUUUCAAUUAGGAUGACAGAUCUAUAACUCACAUUACUAUGUGAAUUUAGUGGUCCCCAAAAAAGUGACUUAUUGCCGCUUUGAAGAUGUUUAGAUGGUACAAUGAUUCUCUACUUGCUGGUUUUGUCACAAACUGAAAUUAGGCAAAUUAGAAUGUUAGCAACCAGGAAAACGGCAUAGUUCCGCAUAUUUCCGCAUAGGAACGGCAUAGUUCCGCAUAUUUCCGCAUAGUGCAUCUUUAAGAGAAGCAGCACUGUUUACGCCAAGGUUUUAUUGAAAUGAUUAGGAGCAUCUGACACUCUGCAAAUGUCUGGUGUCUAGUAAAGCAGGGGCUCAGGCUCUGGCAACAGAAAUAGAUAAAGGGAACAUUUGACAGGUUAAAUAAGGAUUUUUAAGCCUUGAGACAAAUUACACAUGGAUUACGCAUAUGUGCCAUUCAGAGGGCAAAUGGGCAAGACAAAAAAUGGCUUAUGAACAGAGAUUAUGAACAAUCUGCUGCAUUUAUGAACCCAAAUUUAAUCAACCACUGCACCGGCACCGGACUUUCUAUGAGUAUAGCAGCCAACAGAAUCUCCUACAUCUUCAACUUCACUGGACCCUCUCUCUCCAUUGACUGUGCCUGCUCUUCAUCCCUUGUUGCUCUUCAUUUAGCUUGUCAAGCCAUAAGACAAGGUGACUGCGAGAUGGCUCUUUGUGGUGGCGUCAAUUGUAUCAUACAGCCACUAGUCUUUGUCGCUCUCAGCAAAGCAAAGAUGAUUUCACCUGAAGGCACCAGCAAACCUUUCUCCAGCAAAGCAGAUGGCUAUGGCAGAGGAGAGGGUUGUGGGAUUAUUCUUCUGAAGCCACUAAAAAAAGCUCUCAAGGAGAAUGACCAUGUGUGGGGCAUCAUAAGCAACACGGCUGUAAACCAAGAUGGCCACACAGUCACUCCAAUUACCAAGCCAUCCAUGGUCCAGCAAGAGGAGCUGCUGCGCGGAAUCUAUUCAGAGUCUGACCUGUUAUCGGUCCAGUACAUAGAGGCUCAUGGGACUGGAACUCCAGUGGGGGAUCCCAUAGAAGCAGGCAGCAUCUCCAAAGUCAUUGCCAAAGCCAGACCUCCAGGUUCAGAGACACUCCUCAUCGGCUCUGUGAAAGGCAACAUUGGACACACUGAAUCUGCAGCUGGAGUGGCAGGGCUAAUCAAGGUACUCCUAAUGAUGAAACAUGAAACCAUUGUCCCUUCACUGUUCUACUCUGAGGACAGUGCCAGUAUAGAUGCUAAAGCCUUGAAUGUAAUGAUUCCUACUAAAGCAGAAAAGUGGAGAGAUUCUAUUGCAAGAGUUGCAGGAAUAAACAAUUUUGGUUUUGGAGGAACAAAUGCACAUGUUAUUGUCAAACAACACAAGCAGUCAAAUGUUCCUCAAAAAAGUGGUAGGAAAUCACACAAUUUAUUUGUCCUCUCUGCCAGUUCUGAAAAGUCUAUGAGUAUGAUGAUGGAGGACACAAUUCAACAGAUAGACAGAGACAACAAAGGGGAUCUAGAAGCUCUUGCAUACACAUCUGCAUGUAGAAGAAGCCACUUGAAACAUCGAUAUCGGAAAGCAUUCAGAACUCUCUCUCUGGCUGAUCUAAAAGAUCAACUCAAGUCUGCCAUGAACAAGGUAACAACGCCAUCUUACUCAGAUCCCAGGCUAGUAUUUGUCUUCUGUGGGAACGGUGUAACCUAUCAAGGCAUGUGCCAGCAGCUCCUGAAACAUGAGCCUGUGUUCAGACAGAAGAUCAGCCAAAUUGAGAAGCUUUUCCAAAAGUUCAAUAACAUGAGUAUCAUAGAGAGACUUGAGAGUGAAUCAGAGAGUAAGGAUCUUUCAAAACCAGAUGUUGUCCAGCCCCUCCUCUUUGCCAUUCAGGUUGGCAUAGCCAGUCUCUUCAAGCACUGGGGCAUCAAACCUGAUGCCAUUCUUGGCCACUCUGUAGGAGAGGUUGCUGCUGCCCACUGCUCUGGUCUGUUGUCCCUUGAGGAUGCAGUGAACGUGAUCUACUUCCGCAGUACUCUGCAGAAUAAGGUCACAGGAGGGAAAAUGCUUGUGGUCAGUAACAUGGUCGUAUCAGAGGUCUUGAACCUCCUUCCCUCCUACUCAAAUAAGAUUUCCUUGGCUGCCUUCAACAGCCCACAGUCCUGCACCCUCUCAGGUGAUGCAGAGGCUAUAGACGUUCUCCAUCGAAAGCUGAGCAGCUCAGUCAAGAGUAAGAAUCUGUUCCUCCGUGUUUUGGAUGUCCCUGCUGCAUACCACAGCCAGAUGAUGGAUCCCAUCCUGUCUCAACUAGAGGACAGUAUUGGCUCUUUACAGGUCAAUGAUGUUGAGACACAAUUGUUCUCCACAGUGACAGGAAAGGAGGUAGAGCAGACGGACUUCAGCACAGGCAAAUACUGGGCCAGGAACAUUCGAGAUCCAGUUUCAUUUGAACAGGCAGUGAGAUCAGCAACCAAAGAGAAAAAGAAUGUAGUCUUUGUGGAGAUUGGCCCGAGAAGAGCUCUACAAAGAAACAUCCAGGAGACUCUGGGAAAUGACACCAUAGUUCUGUCCUCAGUGCAGCCAGAUAAAGAUCAUGAGACAAUGCUGAAUACUGUGUCCAAACUGUUUGAGUUGGGGGUUCAGGUAGACUGGGAUCAGUUCUACAGAGGCCGUGAGGCUUCACCAACACCUUUCCCAAGGUAUCAGUUUGAUUCUACUCAGAGAGAUGUUAUCAUUGCUGCAUCAAAGGUACAUCAUACAUCAGCUAAUCAUCCUGUGCUAACUCAUACAGCUAGCGAUAGCAAUAUCUUCAGUUGUGAUCUGUCUUCUGACUCAGUAUCCUACCUGCAUGAGCAUAAACACAAUGGUGUUGCCAUACUCCCUGGUGCCUUCUAUAUUGAGUUGGGUUUGGCUGCCUUCAUGGCCAGUGCCAAACCAAAGGUUCCACUCAACACACUGCUGGUCAGUAUCAGUUUUCAGAGUCCCUAUGUUUUCACCCAGAAUGCACCAGAGAUUAAAGUGCAACUUGAACCAGCAGUGGAUGAGAUCCAUUUUAAGAUAUAUUCUCCCUCCACAAACCAUGCAUCAGGUACAAUAACUUGCAAGCGAGGACAGCUAGCUGAAGAGCAGAACAUUUCGCUAAGCUCCAUCUACAAAAGAUGCAAUUCAGUGUUGAGUUUUGAAAAGUUCUACACUGAAAUUGCUCUGGGUGGGUUUCAGUAUGGCACUGUUUUCCAGAACACGGGGGAUGUACACUAUGGUGAAGAGUUUAAGGAGGCUUUUUCAGUUGUCACAGUUCCAGAGGAAUUGCUGUCUCAGUUGCAUGAAUACUGCAUUCACCCUGUAGUGUUAGACUUCCUGAUGCAACUCGCUCCUGUUACAGUAGCAUAUAGAUCCUCUUCAAGGCCCGGGUUUCCUGUCAAAAUAGGCAGCUUGACAGUGUUUGAACCCCUGCUAGAGGAAAUGAUUGUGUAUCUGAAAGCAGUUGAUGAAGGCGUUGAUCACUUUGAAGUAUGUGGUUGCUUUACAGACAAAGAGGGAAGGGUUUUGGUUGAGCUUAAGCAUGUGAUGAUUAAAUAUCUUGGGAGCCGCUCUCAUGUUGUUGAAGAAUACUUUUUCCACAAUGACUUCAAUGUUGUCUGUGAGGAUAUCAAUUCCUCUAAUGUCAGUGAGGCACCAAAGGCCUUGGUCUUUUCUGACCAGGUAGGCCUUCCAAAAGCCAUGCAACCACACUUAAGUUCACAGUCUAGAUACAUCUCCUUCACACAAUCUAAGGAGGUCUUGAGCCAUGGAUUUCCUACACUCCUGGCAAACCUUAAUAUCACAGAUCUCAACAAACACUUUCAGGAGGUCUUAUUUGUGUGGGGUCAGGAAGAUGUUACGUCACUGAGAACCGAGUAUGUUCUGGAGAAUAUGGUAAGCUGCUGUGAGAUGUUCAGGAAAAUUGUCCUGGCACUGAGGGCCAUGCAAUUUACAAAUUCCAUCAGAGUAAUAACCUACAAGGCAGCGGAGAGCACAGUGGGCCACAUCAGCGCAGGCUUUGUCCUGUCAGGCAUGACUAGAUCGUGUGCUGCAGAAAUGGAAAACCUUUCCUUCCAGCUGAUUGACAUCAAUUCUGUCUCUACAGAGGACAUCAGAGCUCUGUCUCAGGUCUUACAGUCAUACCCUUGCAAAAGAUACCCAGAGUUGGUUGUGAAAGGUGGGCUGAUUUUGAAACCUGAUAUUGUACAUACUCCCAUUGGAAGCAUUGAGAGCACUGGGGGAAGGAUUUUCUCUUCAAUGUCUGAGCCAUGCAUCUUUCAGACUGCUGAUCCGUACAGAAUAACUAGCUUGUCUGCUGUUCCCUGUGAUGUUGACGAUACAAACAUCCAAGAGAAAUCAGUUGAGAUUCAGCUCAGUAAGAUAGCUGUUCAUUCCUCAGACUACUGUCCUGUCAGUGUCUCUGACCUGAACUAUGCUCAGACAAUAUACUGGAACAAUCACACAUCUCAGAACCACCAGCUCCUGGUUCUUGACUUCUGUGGUACUGUCACAGCUGUAGGGAAAAAUGUGAACAAACUGAAAGUGGGAGACCAUGUCGUAUCAUGUUAUCCCAUUGCUGCAUCUUCUAAGAUUGUGAUUCCCGAAGCAGCAUGCUACAAGACAAAGUGGCUCACAUUUCUGAAAGAGGCUCCUUGUGUCUCCUACUUUGUUCUGGCAUGGGAAAUACUGCACAGACUGUUACCUAGAGUCAAACAACAGAGAAGGUUGAGCAUCAUCUCCUCUGUUCCUGACUCUAGUCUGCUGAAGGUCUUAAUCCAAACAGCAAACAAAUCAGGAUGGAAGGCCAUUGUAGGGACACCGUGCAAUGGGAUGUUUGUUGAUGCAAUUCUCCUCCUUCCACCAUUUGAUAAAUCUCUGUUGGCAGAAGUCAGCAAUUGUCCUGAUGUCAGACAUGUUGUCAUUGUCUGUGAAUCCCAGUCCCACUGCUCGCUUGAACAGAGGGCUUUCCAGAAUGUUAAGGAUAGUGUUCACAUACAGACUCUUCAGAUGUCCAGCAUCUUACAAAAGGGAUCACUCAUUACCAAGAGACCACACAUUCAUCGCUGGCUCCAGUCCAUGCAUUUGGACAGGAUAUCAUUUUCUCUAGAGACCUCUACCUUUCAGAGAAUGUCAUCCGGUAGCAUUGACUUCCUGUCUGUUGAGGAAUCUGAGUCGUACUUCAGCUCAAAGACCCUGUCUGUUGUGGCGCUGGGUAAAGAUGAUUCCAAAGGUGCACUGUCCAACAUUCAGUUGCUGCCUAAACCAACCCCGCUUUUCCAGAAGAAGUCUGUGUACAUUGUCACAGGUGGUCUCUCUGGGCUGGGGUUUGAAACAGUGAAGUUCCUUUCGAAGAAAGGUGGAGAGUACAUCGUCAUACUCUCCAGAAGUAGCCCCACACCAGACAUACAGCAGGAGAUAGUCAUUCUGGAGAGACAAUGGAGUGCCCGUAUUGUAUGGAUGGCAUGUGAUGUCUCUGUCUCUGAGCAUGUGCUCAGAGUGAUUGGUCUCAUUGGUCAGAAGUUUCCCUCUUGGCCAAUCAAAGGGGUGUUUCACAGUGCAGUCGUCCUGCAUGAUGGGUUGAUUGAAAACCUUGACAAAUCCCACUUUGAGAAAGUCCUAAAGCCCAAGGUGAAUGGAGCUCUGAAUCUGCACCACGCCACAAAACACUGCAAGUUAGACUACUUUGUGUGCUACUCUUCCAUCGCUUCUUUCCUUGGCAAUGCCUCACAAACAAACUAUGCAGCAGCUAAUUCAUUCCUGGACUACUUCUGUCAGUAUAGACGGAAUAUUGGCCUAUCUGGGCAAUCCAUCAACUGGGGAGCUUUGAACCUUGGUCUCCUGCUUAACAAGGAUCAUUUACACAGGUUUCUGGAGACAAGGGGAUUGAUGGUGAUGGAUGUUACAGAGAUUCAUGAGAGUUUGGAACAAUGCCUCUUGCUAAACAAACCCCAACAGGUUGUAUGUAGGUUUCACAUCAAGAACAUGAUGAGCAAUGUCCUCUCUCAAAAUGCAUCAUUGACCAUGCGUAUGACUGCAUUCGUGGAUGAGGCAGUGCAAAAACUCAAAUUCCAAAAGUCACAGUCUGAACAUACUUCUGUGCCAUCAUCCCCACGUGAAUACAUCAGGUCUGUACUGAGUCAAACAAUUGGUGUUGACAAGAAGGAGUUAGAUGACAAUUCUACUCUCCCUGCCUUAGGCAUCGACUCAAUGCUAGCCAUGACCCUGCAGAACCUCAUCUUUCAGGAUAGGGGUGUGAAUGUGCCUCUGGUUACAUUGCUGGACCCCAAUGGGACACUGUCUACAUUGGUAUCAAUUCUGAGUACUGAGGGUGAAUCUCAGAAUGAUGAUUAGAAAGAGGAAUGAUAGAUGACAUGUUCACAAGACAAUAGAGAUUCCAAUUUAACAUUUAUAGUUAGAGGUGGCCGGUAGAGACAUAUCCUGAACCUAGAGAGUACGCCGGCUCGCCUUCCAUGUCUGGGUGUAUUCCCACCUGUAGCAGUGACUGUCCAGGUAUGUUUUUAGUCAGUAAUCAGGCAGAGGGGGCCGGUAGAGACAUAUCCUGAACCGAGAGAGUAUACCGGCUCGCCUUCCAUGUCUGGGUGUAUUCCCACCUGUAGCAGUGACUGUCCAGGUAUGUUUUUAGUCAGUAAUCCCACAGGUAAGGAAAAAUGUUUGGAACAAAGACUCCAUACUAUUUCUCCCUGAUGUUUAGAAGAUCCAAGCAGCUAUAUUUGUGUAAACAUAACGACUAUAUUUGUGUAAAAAUAAUGACUGUAUUUGUGUAAACAUAAUGACUGUAUUUGUGUAAAUAUAUUUCUGUAAUAAUGAUGUUUUUACACUUUUUUAUAUGUUUAUCUGUUAGGAUAUUAAUCUUAAAAACACGUAAUAAU
This is a messenger RNA of Salvelinus fontinalis (brook trout), 9144 nucleotides long. RefSeq lists its product as uncharacterized. Bases 2711 to 8605 code for a protein of 1964 amino acids. The record is from RefSeq and is a predicted model, not a curated record. Gene Ontology annotation, molecular function: fatty acid synthase activity; 3-oxoacyl-[acyl-carrier-protein] synthase activity. NCBI's taxonomy places the organism in Eukaryota, Metazoa, Chordata, Actinopteri, Salmoniformes, Salmonidae. Gene Ontology annotation, biological process: fatty acid biosynthetic process. The transcript is spliced from 4 exons.